ACUUUUUUUUAAGAUUUCCGUAUUAAUGAUUUUAUGUGGCGGUUAUUUACCUGCGCUGACUCAGACCAGUAGCGCACGUCCCAGCGCGCAUAUAUAUACGUCUCCAAAUCGUCCACCAACAACAUUAGUGAACAGAAUUCGCAACAAUGAAGACUUUGCUGUGCCUUGCUGUUUUGGUGGCUACGUGUGUGGCGUACGGAGCGUCCGUACCUAUAGACGCGGCGCCCAGUGAAUUAGCACCGGGAGUAGCCCCAGUGGCGGUGGCGGACGUUCAAUUACAAGCCGAAGAUACCCGUUUCCGUAGGUGGGGUCACAGAGGUUUCGGACACGGACAUAGAGGUUUCGGCGGCUACGGUCGCGGCUACGGCGGCGGCUUCGGUGGAGGCUACGGCGGCGGCUACGGCGGCGGUUUCGGCGGCGGCUACGGCGGCGGCUACGGCGGCGGCUUCGGAGGCGGUUACGGUGGCGGUUUCGGCGGUGGUUACGGUGGCGGUUUCGGCGGCGGAUUUGGACGCUAAUACCGUGCAGCGAUUUAGAACUUUUCAAACUCCAUAUUGAUUUCUGUGAUUAUUUUAACAAAAUAAAUUAUAUGUAUUAAGUAAGAAAAAA
Messenger RNA from Spodoptera frugiperda (fall armyworm), 609 nucleotides. RefSeq names its product keratin-3, type I cytoskeletal 51 kDa (gene CPG19). Bases 147 to 518 code for a protein of 123 amino acids. NCBI's taxonomy places the organism in Eukaryota, Metazoa, Arthropoda, Insecta, Lepidoptera, Noctuidae. The transcript is spliced from 2 exons. The record is from RefSeq and is a predicted model, not a curated record.